This is a messenger RNA of Bipolaris sorokiniana ND90Pr, 1255 nucleotides long. RefSeq lists its product as uncharacterized. The transcript is spliced from 3 exons. NCBI's taxonomy places the organism in Eukaryota, Fungi, Ascomycota, Dothideomycetes, Pleosporales, Pleosporaceae. The record is from RefSeq and is a predicted model, not a curated record. Gene Ontology annotation, biological process: regulation of DNA-templated transcription. The coding region runs from base 242 to 1030 and encodes 262 amino acids. Gene Ontology annotation, molecular function: DNA-binding transcription factor activity.
AUCUGCAUUACUUGCUUCUGUCUGUCAUUUGGUCCAGCUACUAUUUUGGUAUUGUUUAUUCAGCAGCGCUUAGAAAAGGCCUGAUGGCAGAGGCAAGCUGCAGACCUGUUUCGCUUAGCAAGUGUGGCCCCCAUCUUUAAGUCUAGGGGAUUCUAAUCAGCGGCUCAAAAGCAAGCCCAUUUCAGCACAUUUUGUGCACAUCAUUUCUAUACUCCGGUUCCCAUUCGUACCUGCUGGCGCCAUGAAUCCUCCUAGUACCACACUACCGUCAGAGUCAUCACAAAGAGGUCGCCAGAGAACAAAGCAAUCAGGAGAGAGCGCAGAAGCAGCCGUAAAGCCUAAGAAAGUCAAUAGCGAGAUCCGAAAGCAACAAAACAGGAUCGCUUCACGUAACUACCGUGAAAAGCGUAAACGGAAGCUUCAAUAUCUCCAGCAGUUGAUCAGUGAUGAGACAGACGACCAUCAGGGACAUGAGCCUUCUCCCGAGCAACAAGAAACGUAUGCGUCCUCACAUUCAAGAAACCACAGCACCGUAGGCUCAAGCUUAUCGCCUUACCAAAUGCCUUCCACGCCUUCCAACCGUAACCUUAGCUCUCUAGGCGCCAGGAGUAAAACUUCGCAGACCCCUAUUAUGGCAACCACAACCACAUCUUUUGGUGGUCAACAUGGUACCGCAUCACACGCAUACGGUGUCUAUUCUUCAAACUGGAACGCGCAUCUCUACUCUCCGCCCCCACCUCCUCCAGCAAACACUGCCUGGAACGUGCCACCGGCUUGGACACUGGGAUCUGAGCAUCCUGUCCAGACCUCUCCACAGCCAUCGUUGUACCACUACAGCCCUGAGCCUCCAGCGCCUAUAGUAUAUCAUCAACAAGCACAAAAUAUAUCACAACAAUCACACGAGUACCUCUCCAGCGCAUACAUCUAUGGAUACGGCUCAUCACCAGGGCGUCAACACCAGGUAACCCACAAUCCCUAUUUUCCGAUUGGACAAGAGCCCUUUGCGUUUGAACGAUUCGUUUAUAUUUGAACACCAACAGCUCACACUACUCAUAUGAUGACUCCCUUGAAUAGAGAAACAACACUCGAAACAUGCGUCAUAUUUAUCGCCCAAUGAUGCGAGUGGACAAAGUCAGACGAGGAUUACGUUGCAAAAGCUAAAAAUUUGGGGCGGCUAUGUGGAGAUGACCACACUUCAGCUGAACUGCGCACUGAGUCGGCAUCUGCUCACCCGACAUGGCUAUGAGAAUGUUUC